GGUGACAAAUCUGGUCUCGAACUAUUUAAGAAAAUCACGGGUAGAACAAUUCCGGAAUGGAUAAAAUCUACCGAGAAACAAAAGAAAUUAUGCGGAUAUAUAUCGCUUGAAUCAUUAUUCCAAAUCUCUCCGGAAUUGGGAACAAAUAUCUUGUUGAAAGAAGGAUUGCUAGAAGACAUGAUGGAUUGUGUGGAAUUUGAAUCCGAGGAAAUUCAACUGGCCAUCGCUGACAUCCUAUCAAUUGCUUGUUCGCAUAAAAAUUGUAGAGCGUUGGUUACUGUGCAUUGUCAAAAAUAUUUAUCAAGCUUGAUGACUAGCAAAAACAAUAAACUCAAGACCACGGCAGCGGUCGCAUUAACCAAGAUUAUGUUGGACGAAAAAUCAUCUGGUACGCCGGGCGACGAAAAGCAGAAUACUGGUGGAAAAGUUAGGAUAAUUGAUGAGGAUGAGGCGUUACUUUCGAAUUUAUUUGAAAACAUAGUGCUGAAUGAUGGAAAUGAUGUUGAUUUAAAGAUCAGUGCUAUUGAAGGAUUAGCUUAUUCCAGUUUAAAACCUACGGUAAAAGAGAUGAUAACCUAUCAUCCGACUUUGCUCAAAGAAAUUUUCGAGCUCGUUCAAAAAGUAAAAGCGAACAAUAACACUUUAUUCUACGGUGUCGCGGUUAUGUUAUCCAACAUCACAACUUACAAAAAGAGGUUGAGUGAGACCGAAGAACAAUAUCUUAAAUUAAAGAAAAUGGCUGGAGAGGCUUCAAAUCUCGAAUUAGAUCCGGUGGAUGAUGACGAAUACGUGGUUAAUCGUGGAAAGCAAGUUAUGAAUUUAGGCGUGAUUCGUGCAUUGACUUCUAUGUCAAAAAAUAAUAGUGAAACAAUUAGACAGGUUAUUGCAAAAGUGUUCUUAAAUCUUUCCACUGAUCAAAAUAAUCGCGGAGCAAUUGUUCAACAAGGUGGUGUCAAAUUAUUAAUUCCAUUGGCAACUAAGGGAUCAAGGGAGGUAAUGAUGUACGCAACGCAAGCUCUGGCGAAGAUAGCAAUCACCAUGGAUCCAAGGUUGGCCUUUAGAGGAGAAAGGGCUGCGGAUCUGGUAAGACCCCUUUUGAUUUUAUGCCAAGGAGAAAGUGAGCUUUGUCAAUUUGAAGCUUUGAUGGCACUGACGAAUCUAGGGAGUGUGGAUGAUGACAUUCGAAUGAGAAUAUAUAAUGCCAAAGGAAUUCCGAUUAUAGAAAGUUUACAAUUCUCUGACAAUGUUAUGGUUCGCAGGGCAUCUACGGAAUGUCUAUGUAAUAUGAUGUUUUGUGAACCAGUUUACGAAAUGUACAGUGAAGUCGAAAAUUCUGCUGCAAACAAAAUUAAAAUAUUGUUAGCACUUUCGGAUGUUGAAGAUUUUGAAACAAGAAGGGCAUCUAGUGGAGCGUUGGCAAUUCUAUCUACAAGUCCUAAUGUGUGUAAAAUGAUAGUUGAGAGACCACGUGGAAUUGAUUUAUUGAAAGAUCUUAUGUCCGAGCAAUCGAUAGAAAUUCAACAUCGGUGUGUUGAGAUCAUUAAGAAUAUGACCAAAGUCAAUAAAGAAAUGGUGGAAAUAUUGAUAAAAGCAAAAGUUCCUGAAAAGUUAACUGAAUUUGUCAGGGAAUGCAAAAUUGAGUCUGUGGUGAGUGUUGCGAUUGAGGCGUUACAGGAAAUCUCAAAAUAUUCGAGUUCUAGUAAAAAAUAG
This is a messenger RNA of Acaulospora morrowiae, 1710 nucleotides long. The record is from the annotation of a GenBank genome assembly. NCBI's taxonomy places the organism in Eukaryota, Fungi, Glomeromycota, Glomeromycetes, Diversisporales, Acaulosporaceae.